UGAAAAGCGAAAAUCGUAAUAAACUUUUUGUUCUUAUGUCAACUCUUUAUUUAUAGUAACUUGUAAGAAAUUCAUCGCAAUUUUAUAGAAGUAACAUGAUUAAGUUAUUUUCAUUAAAACAACAAAAGAAAGAUGGGGAAUCUGGACCCGAAAGGGGCAAGAAAUCAUCAGCAGCCCAACUCAGAAUCCAAAAAGAUAUAAAUGAGUUAAACUUACCUAAAACCUGUCAAGUUGAAUUUGCUGAUCCUGAUGAUUUGUUGAACUUUAAAUUAAUCAUAUGUCCAGACGAGGGAUUCUAUAGAAAUGGUCGCUUUGUGUUUAGUUUUAAAGUAUUUCAAGGAUACCCUCAUGAUCCUCCUAAAGUAAAAUGUGAGACAAGGGUGUAUCAUCCUAAUAUAGAUUUAGAUGGAAAUGUGUGUCUGAACAUUUUAAGAGAAGAUUGGAAACCAGUGCUAGCUAUUAAUUCUAUCAUUUAUGGAUUACAAUAUCUCUUUCUUGAACCUAAUCCAGAAGAUCCUUUAAAUAAAGAAGCUGCAGAAGUACUUCAAUCUAAUCGUAGACUAUUUGAACAAAAUGUAAAUAAAUCCAUGCGAGGCGGUCAUGUUGGAUCUGUGUAUUUUGAUCGUUGCUUGAAAUGAUGAGUGCGUUAUUUAGGACUUCACAUAUUUGUAAUUUAAAGGAAAGAAAACUUGUGGCCAAUAUUUAACUGAGGGUCUAUUCCAUUGGUUAAUGGCUUUAUAUGUGAGUGAAAAUAACCAAAUAAGGUUAAUGGGUUGAGAGAACAAUGAUUUCAUUGGCUACUUUCUUUGUGAUAUUUGGAAUAAAUGUAAGCUACUGUUUAAUUGGAUAACAUUAUUUCCCUACCUUACUUUAAUUGUUGUUUAUAAUCUACUUUGUUCUAUAUUAUUUCUAAGUUUCAAAAUACUUAUGAUAAAACUAUGAAUUCAAUUUUGUUCAGUCAAAAAAAUUUAAAACAUUACUAUUCUCAAAUGUAGAGAAAUCAUCUGAAAAAUAUCAUAGCAUAAUUACCAUACAAAACAGUAAAUAGUAAAAAUAGUAUUUCGACAAAAAUAGAAUUAUUUGCCAACAUUUAUUCAAUGCUUAUUUUUCCCUUGUACAAUUAACAAACCAAUACCCCGAGCAAACAUAAUCUUCAUCAUUGAUUUCAAGAAUGAAUUUUUUGAUCAAAGAAUGAAAUUGUCUUUGUGAUACACAGUGGUUGUUUUUUUCGCUUUGAUAUCUAAACAUUUGAUCAGCUUGUUCCAGCUCUGCAACUAGCAGAAGUGCCAUCCCUAAAGGUUGAUUUUAACUUAAACUGAAAAGUACAUUUUUGCUUGAUUAGAUCAGUUUAUUUAUUCUUUUUUCAUUACCAGUAUUUUUUUCUUGAACUUGUUCCUACUCCUUCUUGUGAUUUGCCAGUCAUGUCCAUCAGGAACUCAGAAAAGUCAAGCAUUUAAUUAGCAAGGUGUGUUUUUUAUAGAAUCAAUCAAAGCUAGAUAUCCCCCCAUGUAUCUGAGCUCUAUAUUAAAGAUAGAUUGUCAUAUUGUGUACAACAAGUGUAUAUGAUAUAUCAUUGUUAUAAUUAUAUUGUAUGCAAUUAAAAUAUGAAAGUGGAUAAAAUGUUUACACAUAGAAUGUAUAAAAACUGUUUGUCACUCCUUGGCAAAAAAUAGAAAAGAUUUAACUUUAUUU
Molecule: messenger RNA, 1692 nt
Organism: Lottia gigantea (owl limpet)
Lineage: Eukaryota; Metazoa; Mollusca; Gastropoda; Lottiidae
Exons: 5
Coding region: 96-638 (180 amino acids)
Source: RefSeq, a predicted model, not a curated record